UUUAAUCCUGAACUGGUCCUGAUAUCUGCUGGAUUUGAUUCAGCAAUUAAUGAUCCAGAGGGCAAAAUGUGUGCCACUCCAGAUUGCUUUGCUCACCUCACUCACCUGUUGAUGUCACUGGCAGAAGGAAAGAUCUGUGCAGUAUUAGAGGGAGGUUAUGAUCUUCAUUCUCUCUCACACUGUAUUUGCCAUACUGUCAAAACUUUCUUGGGUGAUCCUGUCCCUCAUCUUCUUAAUAUUUCUUCACCCUGUGAUAGUGCCUUGGAGUCCAUUCAGAAUGUGAGAGCUGUCCAUCAACAGCACUGGGCUUUCCUCAAGUAA
This is a messenger RNA of Polypterus senegalus (gray bichir), 321 nucleotides long. RefSeq names its product polyamine deacetylase HDAC10-like. Gene Ontology annotation, molecular function: histone deacetylase activity. The annotation marks the transcript as partial. Lineage: Eukaryota; Metazoa; Chordata; Cladistia; Polypteriformes; Polypteridae. The transcript has 4 exons. The record is from RefSeq and is a predicted model, not a curated record. Gene Ontology annotation, cellular component: histone deacetylase complex. Gene Ontology annotation, biological process: chromatin organization.